UCGGUUAUAAAACGUUUAUUAAACGGAAGCAAACGAAACGGGGAGGGGCCUACCUGACUUUUGUCGAAUAGAAACAACCGUUUUUGCUCUGUUUGCUUCAGUUUGUUUAUUAAUUGAUAAACGGUUUCCGUGAUGAAUACACCCCCCUUUGAAUGUAGCUAGAUAACGUAACUGUCAAUAACACUGCCCAGUUUGCCAAAAACAUUUUAAAGGCUAAAUUAAUCGAAAGCAUCGUUAAAUCUCCGAGCUGUUUCACAAAACCAUCGUUAUUGUACUACAAAAUGCUCGUAAUCUAGCGCCUGUCUCAGGCCAUUCGUAGAACAGCUAAAUGCGUUAGAUGUUAUGUUUCACUAUAUUGGGUUACAUCCGAGGUGAGAAUUUACAGAUUUACAGCGUACACCUGUGUCCGACCCCAUGGCCGUGACACACGUUCUCUUUAAUUUUCUCGGCGGACGUCCGUAUGUUUUGAGGUAGAAACUUUCAGAAUUUCGUAUGCUCCCGUCUUGUAAUGAUGCCUGCACGCAGCACUGUUGCUGCUGGUGGGGUAUCCAGUAACAAAGUUAAGUACUCAAGACUAGCUGGCGAUGAGGAUGGCUACAUUGACUUGCAGUUCAAGAAAAGCCCUCCCAAAGUUCCCUACAAGGCUAUUGCCCUGGCUACGUUCCUCUUCCUGAUUGGCUCCUUACUGAUUGUAAUCGGUGCGCUUCUCCUUGCAGGAUCCAUAGAAGUUUCGCACCCGGACCGUACAGUUCCAGUCCUCAUCAUUGGGAUCCUUGUGUUCCUUCCUGGAUUCUACCAUUUACGAAUCGCCUACUACGCCUCCAAGGGUUACCGCGGAUACUCCUAUGACGACAUUCCAGACUUUGACGACUGAGCCACCUUUUUGCCCCUGUUAGCUGCAUGAGACUGUUUCAUUUACCUCGAGUAUCUCCCAGACUGAGAAACAGCAUCACCAAGUGGCUUAACUUUACUCUUUGUUUUAUUGCAUAUCACACGUGUGCAAUGCGACUGUGGCUUUGGCUUUAAACUUAACAGUAUUUAUUACUGAUAGAGUAUUUAAGAUAUGCAAGGCCUGUUAUAUAUUUGUCAUGACUAUCUGUUUGUAAUGCUCUCUAAAGAUGUGUGAUUGGUUGUAAAAGAGACUAUCCAGUUUACGUUACAGAUUUAUGAUAAUAAUAAAAUGAACUAUCCAAUGGCAUGGCUUUGUACAA
This is a messenger RNA of Oncorhynchus mykiss (rainbow trout), 1211 nucleotides long. It is a transcript of the gene tmem230a, whose product is annotated as transmembrane protein 230a. Gene Ontology annotation, cellular component: synaptic vesicle; endomembrane system. Gene Ontology annotation, biological process: synaptic vesicle transport. The record is from RefSeq and is a predicted model, not a curated record. Lineage: Eukaryota; Metazoa; Chordata; Actinopteri; Salmoniformes; Salmonidae.